GCAGAAUGCGCGUGCCACUGACGUUUGGCGCUUGUAUGACGGUGGUGACAGUUCUGUAGUGAUUGUAAAUAUGAUAAUUCCUACGUGGGGUGUGCUCGUAGAUGGCAUUUAAUGCAAACUUAACCUAAAUUCGAGCUAGGCUGAUCAAACGAGACGUUUUUGGACUCUCCAGGUUACUUUUUUGAGUUGCAUCUCAGAACAUACUCUAACCUAAGAAAUGACUGUGCACAACUUAUAUAUAUUCUCUCGGAAUGGGACUUUGCUCUACUAUGCCGAAUGGAACAGGUUGAAUAAAUCUGGAAUAACUAAGGAAGAGGAGGCCAAACUGAUGUACGGUAUGCUCUUCUCGAUAAAGUCGUUCAUAAACAAGAUAUCGCCAUUGGAUCCAAAGGAUGGGUUUCUCCAUUACAAGACCAGCAAAUACACUCUUAAUUAUCUCGAGACACCUUCAGGUCUCAAAUUUGUACUAAAUACCGAUAAUUCAGCUCAGAAUGUCAGGAAUCUUCUUCAGCAACUUUAUGGUCAAGUGUAUAUUGAAUUUGUCGUGAAGAACCCACUGUGUAAAUUAAAUGAACCUAUUCAAAGUGAAUUAUUCAAGACUAAACUCGACGAGCUUGUUAAAUCAUCCCCCUACUUCUGAUUCAUACCACCAAGCACAGGAGGAGGUAGAAGCAGACCUAUUCCAUUAAACGUCAUUGAAUACCUUUUUUAAAAUGGUACUAUUUCGUCGUAAAAAAGAACAUCCGGAUGAUAGGCGACUUCUGGAAAGCAUGGACGC
Molecule: messenger RNA, 778 nt
Organism: Athalia rosae (coleseed sawfly)
Lineage: Eukaryota; Metazoa; Arthropoda; Insecta; Hymenoptera; Athaliidae
Gene: Bet5
Product: trafficking protein particle complex subunit 1
Exons: 2
Coding region: 218-640 (140 amino acids)
Biological process (GO): endoplasmic reticulum to Golgi vesicle-mediated transport
Cellular component (GO): TRAPP complex
Source: RefSeq, a predicted model, not a curated record